This is a messenger RNA of Trifolium pratense (red clover), 607 nucleotides long. Its product is annotated as histone H3.2-like. Gene Ontology annotation, cellular component: nucleosome. The coding region runs from base 71 to 478 and encodes 135 amino acids. The transcript has a single exon. Gene Ontology annotation, molecular function: DNA binding; protein heterodimerization activity; structural constituent of chromatin. Lineage: Eukaryota; Viridiplantae; Streptophyta; Magnoliopsida; Fabales; Fabaceae. The record is from RefSeq and is a predicted model, not a curated record.
UCAAUUUUCCUUCUUCUCUCUCAAAUCACAACCAAAAACUCAUUUUCCCUCUCUUUUCUCUCCGAUCAAAAUGGCACGUACAAAACAAACCGCUCGCAAAUCCACUGGAGGAAAAGCACCAAGGAAACAACUAGCAACAAAAGCCGCACGGAAAUCUGCUCCGGCGACCGGAGGAGUGAAGAAACCUCACAGAUAUCGUCCAGGAACAGUUGCUUUAAGAGAGAUCAGAAAGUAUCAAAAGAGCACAGAGCUUCUCAUUUGGAAACUUCCAUUCCAAAGAUUGGUCAGAGAAAUCGCUCAGGAUUUCAAAACUGAUGUACGAUUCCAAAGUAGUGUUGUUUCUACUCUUCAAGAAUCUGAUGAAGCUUAUCUUGUUGGUUUGUUUGAAGAUACUAAUCUUUGUGUUAUUCAUGCUAAGAGAGUUACUAUUAUGCCUAAGGAUAUUCAACUUGCUCGUAGGAUUAGAAGCAGGGCUUAGAUUUGAUUUCUUAGGGUUUAUGUUCUCGAUUAGAUCUCUGUUAGGGUCCGGUUCUUGGUUAAAUUUCUGUUAGGGUUUGAAUCUUGACUAAUCAUUAUCUUGUAAGAAAUUUUCAAUCUACUUUAUAAU